Messenger RNA from Petromyzon marinus (sea lamprey), 5181 nucleotides. Its product is annotated as mitochondrial glutamate carrier 1-like. Gene Ontology annotation, biological process: aspartate transmembrane transport; malate-aspartate shuttle; L-glutamate transmembrane transport. Gene Ontology annotation, molecular function: L-glutamate transmembrane transporter activity; L-aspartate transmembrane transporter activity. Lineage: Eukaryota; Metazoa; Chordata; Hyperoartia; Petromyzontiformes; Petromyzontidae. The record is from RefSeq and is a predicted model, not a curated record.
CGGUGGUGCCUGAAUGGCGUGGCGCUGUGAUCCGGCUCCGCGAGCCAUGCGCGUUGCUCGACCCGAGCAACGCGCGCUGCCCCCUCUGUACUGAUUCGCUGGCCCGCGAUUGCAUAAUGCGUUCCCUCCCCGCCCCCCUCCGUGCCUCGCUAGCCCACCCACUCAUGGCAUGAUCUCUGCCGCUGAGAGGGGGAAAAAAGGAGAGAGGAGGGAGCGCGAGAGAGUGAGUGCGCAACAGCUAGCGAGGUGCACGGGUGGAUGUGUGAGGAAUAGUAGAGAGAGAUUUGUGCUUUGCAUGUGAAUUACAGUGCAGCAGCAACAGCAUCAGCAGCACUAGGGUUUUAUUCAAAAACCAUCGGCUUUAGCCUCUACCUGCUGGAAUUGUUCUCGGCACACCCACCUAUUCUGCACCGCUGCCAUCUGCGACGUCCUUAUCACGUACGAGUCGAGUCCUGGGUCCAGAAGACUACAGCUGGGACAGCAGCAGCAGCAGCUCAGCCCCUGCAGACGCAAGGAGCAAGGAACGGAGCAGAGACAGGAGCAACCGUGAAUCAGCGACCGCGUCCACGCCUCGCAGCAGAGCUUUCUGUUAAAUGGCCGAGAAACCACUGAGCCUUCCGGCCAAGCUGAUCAAUGGCGGCAUCGCCGGGCUCAUUGGGGUCACGUGCGUCUUCCCUAUCGACCUGGCCAAAACGCGUCUGCAAAACCAGCAGGAGGGACAGCGCAUGUACCGAAACAUGUUUGAUUGUCUCAUCAAGACCGUGCGAUCGGAUGGAUACUUUGGGAUGUACCGAGGUGCGGCCGUGAACCUCACCCUGGUGACGCCGGAGAAGGCCAUCAAGCUCGCCGCCAAUGACUUCUUCAGGAACAUGCUCAGCAAAGACGGGAAGAAGUUGACGCUGUUCCGGGAGAUGCUGGCAGGCUGCGGAGCCGGCACGUGUCAAGUGAUCAUCACCACACCCAUGGAGAUGCUCAAGAUUCAGCUGCAGGAUGCCGGCCGCCUGGCGGCGCAGAAAAGCCUGUUUGGAUCGGCGCCCGCGGGGAGCGCCGGAAAGAGGGAGGCGGCAAGUGGAGCGAAGCCGCCCAUGCCGGGGCCCGUGCCAGGGCCUGUGCCACCAAGCCGGGGCUUCUCGAGCGGGACCCCACUGGGGGCAUCGCGCUCUGCCUUGCAGAUCACACGCGACCUCCUGCGCGCACAGGGCAUCGCCGGCCUCUACAAGGGCCUGGGGGCCACCCUGCUGAGGGACGUCCCUUUCUCAAUCAUCUACUUCCCACUCUUCGCCAACCUGAACUCGCUCGGGGUGACCACGCCGGGCGAGCGCGCGCCCUUCUACCAUUCCUUCGCCUCGGGCUGCAUCGCGGGGAGCAUGGCGGCCGUCGCGGUGAACCCCUGUGACGUGAUCAAGACGCGGCUGCAGUCGCUUCAGAGGGGCGUGAAUGAGGACACCUACACAGGGAUUGUCGACUGCACCAAGAAAAUCCUGGCGAAGGAGGGCGGCCGUGCCUUCUUUAAGGGCGGUGGCUGCCGCGCGCUCGUCAUCGCGCCCCUCUUCGGCAUCGUGCAGGUCAUCUACUUCUUUGGCGUCGGUGAGAUGAUCAUCGACUACUUCCACUAGCAGCGCCAGAGCGCAGCUAGAGUGGGCGGCCAUGAUGCGGAGAGCCAUUGUUGUGGGCCUGUCAGCCACAACGUACAUCAACAUACGCAGCCUGACAAGCCCUACACACACACGUAGAUAUACUUACACCUGGGUGCAUAUAUACACACACACAAACACACAAGGACAGAUACACUUAUACUUGCAAGCUCAUAGAGACACAUACACUCACACAAGUUUACACUUGGGUACACGUACAGCUAUGCCUAUUUUAGUUGUCUUCACCAGUUACACGCUAUCCCAGAUUAACGUAUACUGUGUCACCUUCACCAGCUAUAUACACACGCUCGACAAGUGGUCAUUUUUAGAGGGAACAUAUACCCCGUUACACAUAUAUCCGGCUCAACAUAACAGCUGUACGAGGUCCAGCCAUACAUCCAGAGGGCUCAUCCACUGAGCACACGCGUGCCCUACUCGACGUGCACCCAGGCGAGAGCGCUAGCUCGAAUGCGCAAGCAGUGUGACAAUCCACGCACAGACGUUCUUUAAUUUGGUGGUGGGGGGGGGGGGUGAUCUCGUGGGUAGAGCUGCUAGGAUCGAGCCAUGAGCUUUGGGGGUGUAGCAGGGAGGUGGCGCCGUGGGUGUGUGUGCGCGCGCCAGCUCGGCUCGCACGCACGCAGCACGCGGCCACCAGAGGUGCCUUCUGCAGUGGGGCGUUGGACAGUGAGUCGCGCACACACGCAUGCACGCAUGCAUGCACGCACGUCGGCGUGAGCAGGGGGUCUAUUGUGCGAAGGUGAACGGCGUUAAGAAAUCAUCUGUCCUGUCACUGAGACGGGACACUGAAUACUGCUGCUCCAUAGUUAAACCAAUGCUAUGUUUUAAUUAUUUCGACUUUAUAUUUAUUUUACACACCUUAUUUUAAGAGAAACAGAUAUUGAAUCAUACUCUUUGGUUAUUUCGGGAAAGUCACGUAGAUGGAAAUUUAAAAUUAAAAUAAAUAAAAUAAAAAUAAUAGAUCACGCCGUUUAUAUCGCAACAACAAGCGAGUAUGAAUUCCUGCAGUCACGAAAGCCUCAAAUCAAGAUUAGAUAUUGAAUCCCUUUAGUGUUGCGAUAUUUUGGUUUGCACUUAGCACAUGAUAGUUUAGUCGCAUAAUGAUUCUACUAAUGGCUUUGCCGACAAAUGAAAACAGGUGUGGGUUUACUGUGAGCAAUAUCUGGGGUCACACGGACACGUGUGCCGGUGGCCACCUGCUUGUGCCCAGCUGAGAUGCUGCUUCAUGCCCUGCGCCUGUGGGGUGUCGGCCCUCGUCUCCCUGUUCCUGAGACGAUAGUUUAAGCCUUGUGAUGAUUUGCGGUAUUUGUCCAUCUCCCCUAGGGGCCACACUGGUCCUGGCUAUACUCCCUUGCAGUGCGCAUGCAUGAUCCCUGUCAUGUGUCAGCCCUGCGUACACUACACUGUCGCUCACCUCUCACAUCUAAAAUACCCCCCCAUAGAAAAUUAAGACAUGAAAGAUAUUGCUGUAUGAACCCUCUGUAGUUUUUGUGGGUUUACAGAACACAUUGCUUCUUUCAAGAACGCAGCAUAACUUUUGAGGUUGGAGAACAUAGAUGCCUAUGUCUCCUAUGAGAUUCCAAGAUGCAUAAACACCAGUGACUAUGCGAUAGCCACUGGCUUGUGCUUGCAGAAUGCUAGUUAUGCUUUUCCCUGAUGCUAAGCAUUGCACAAUCUGAUGCAAGUAAGUUGUGGAUUGCGAUACCCUCUCCGUGCAUUUUGUUCCUGGCUAUUCUGCUGAGCAUGGCAGGGGAAGGGAUGAGAGUGGGGAUGGGAUUCUAUUGCUUGUGGGUACGCACAUGAACCUUAGUGGCUACAUCUGUGAACAACGGACAUUUGAUUAGUGUUAUUGUGACUGUGAAAUAUUAUAUUUUGUUGAAUCAACACUAAUUAUAACAGCUUUAAAUUAAUUUAAGUGUACUUUAGGUAGACAUUGAUUGUGUUUUUUUAUUAAUUGUACAUGAUCUAGGCAAGGUAUGAAUCUCUAGCUAUGAGUAGCAAUUUUAAAUAUUAACUUAUUGGCGUGGGUUUUUCCAUAUUUUUUGCACUAAAUACAUACACCGGCUGCUGCUUCCACAUCACUACUCACCCUUGUUUCUUUACUUUUUUUUAUCACACUCGCUAUUGUUUCCCUACACACUGAUCCGACUCACAAUUUACGUCGUUGUUUUGAAAUUUGGCCACUGCGCGUUUCGGCGGCAUCCCUUCACAAACCCCAGAGUGGCCACUCGCAGAUCGCCCUUCGCUAGUGAGCGUCGCACACACGCUUGCACGCCCGCCCACGCAUUAUUGUUGCUCACGUCGGCACUUAUUUAGGGCAAACGUGACAGCGGGUUUGGCAGCUGCACGUCUCUGCUAAAAAAAAAAACCUCUGAUGACCUAUUAGAUUGGAUCAAUAUUUCCUACUGACUUGGUCGUUCACUUGCUCUGGAGUUUGGUACUUAGAACAUUUAAGUAGACGUUGACUAUGUGAAGCAUCUAAACAAUGGCUCUCUAGGCCAUGCACCUAAGGGACUGGCGCUAGUGCCUCUGCACUUUGAUUAUGUCAGUGUAUUUUGUUGCACACUGAGCGUGGUGUAAGUGAGGUAGCACAUCGAUUGUGCGCUGCUCUAUGCUGCACGAAAACCUCGUUUCCCCGAGUUUUCUCUGCACAGUAACGUGCGCCAGAGUGAACCACCCCGCACCCUUAGCUGGAGCUAAGGAAAUAUCUGAUCCAUGAUAAUCGUAGAUGUUGUUUCCAUGCAUUCCCAGCCAUACAAACUAUAAAUCACAGAAAAAAUUGUGUCUUAAGAGUCAGUGUCUAUGCACAGUUAACUCUGAGGGUGUGGAUCGGUGAGCCUCCGUACCUCUAACCCACAAAUUUCGACAUGUGGACAGUGCUGUUUGAGUGGUGCAUGCCUGUAAUGCUGUAGGUCGAUAGGAUGUCUGUUGGAAACGGACUUGCUGUACUGUCCUUCCACACACUCUAAUUUAUUCAAUGUACUGAUCUAAGAUCCUAAGCAGGGCCCCUUUUUUAAUAGGAUUCUUCAUAUUCAGUCGGGUAUUUUGGGGUAAAUAAAUAAUGAGUGGUAAUGCACAAUUAAACACUGACAAAAACCAGACUCUAUAGGAGUUGUGUGGGUCCUUCUUUCAGCAGCCUACAUGCAAUUCAUGUUUAUGUUAAGCUCCCUUUUGGUAGGUGCCACGUUUUAUGUGAAUAGCUGAAGCUUGUAAAUGCACCGACUGGUGAGUUGGUUUAUAGUCAGUGCCAGCAAAGUGAAUAUUCGUGCAGAUAACGUCCACAUUGGACUUUGUUUAAAUGAAAUAAUACAUUUAUCAAUUUGACUUAAAUGUAGUCGAGAUCAUUUAAAGCAUAAACCCUAUUAAAUUUCGAAUUUAACAGAUGGGUAAGAUUAUUGUAAGCGACCUUUUUUGGAUGUCCUAAUAAAAAAGAGACCUGAUGGUUCAAUAAGCCACUCUGUCUACAGGAAAGCUACCCAUACGGAUGCUUACCUGAAAUCGGAUUCCCACCACCAUCCAUCCCAGAACA